Messenger RNA from Varroa destructor (honeybee mite), 11535 nucleotides. Its product is annotated as guanine nucleotide exchange factor DBS-like. NCBI's taxonomy places the organism in Eukaryota, Metazoa, Arthropoda, Arachnida, Mesostigmata, Varroidae. Gene Ontology annotation, molecular function: protein binding; guanyl-nucleotide exchange factor activity. The record is from RefSeq and is a predicted model, not a curated record. Gene Ontology annotation, cellular component: cytoplasm.
ACCACACCAAUGACAUAUCCUGUGAAACCGAGGCCGGGCCAGAAAUCCGAGCCUGCACGUGACAGGGGCCACUGACUAAAAACGUCCGUCCGUUUGCUCCAUGACAUCGACAGGGUAUGCACAUACACGUACGUUCAAUUUAAUUGACAGCUUUAGUAUGACCUUUGGAUUCAAGGAAAAAGAUCUACAAGAGAAGACUUUUUCAUACCCGAUGCUGUGAACUUUUCCGCCACCCGCCGACUUCAUCGUGCCGCUUUUUUUGUUUGCGCGUUCAUUUCAGUCCCGAAGUCACACAUUAUUCCUACUGCUUUCAGUUACUGAGCUGCUAUUCAGUUUCAGGAUGUUUCUACUGUUAUCCUGUGUAACGUCGUUCGUUAAUUGCCCUGCUGCGGGAGUUGCCCUUCUGUAUGAUACCCAAGGGAGGAAGGGAUACGUAGACAGCAGUGAUAGUAGAAUUGUGCGUUUGACAACGCUGGUUUCUCUCGUGCCAAACGAUUCUCGGACGGCUUGUGAAAGCCGAGAAGCUGUCGCACAACAUUGUUAAUGUUAAGGCCAAAAAAGAGCGGAUCCAUCUCUUGCCCUUAAGCACCCUGUGGACACUGUAACAGAGCAUUAUCUUUGGAGACUUACAAACGGAAUGUCUUGAGAGCAGUACAGGCCGAUUAACUGGCGAGAGCGCAAGAAUGAAAAUAAGGAAAAAUGAGAGAAAAAGAAGACGAGCAAACGUACGUAGAACAGGCUGGGUUGUUGCACGUACGACAUUGUCGUAGAGCUUCGGAAAGGAAAGGCUACAACAGCUGUCCAAAAUUAGGAAACUUGGCACAGCUCAAUUGGUGCCUGUGCGAUUGGAGAUCACUAUCGCAGCGUUAGCCAAAAAGCAGAGGCCGUGGAGGACGAAGGGUAUUAGAGAGAGAGCGAGAGAGAGAGAGAGAGAGAGAGGGCGUGGAAGCAAAACGAGAUAAAAAGAACAGGAAAAGCAACCGGCCAGGCCUUGACUUCUAUUGCUGCGAAGGUUGUCUGUAUUGAAUCGAUCUAGAAGAUCUACAAUACAUGACUAUGACAUUGCUGUGACGUUUUUCAACCAAUUGUUGCGUGCUCAUCAGAAGAGUGGAAGAUGGUAAAGGCUGGCAAAGACUGUGGAGCGGAAGAAACGUCGCGACCGGCAUGCUGGUACGUACCAUUGGAUGCCAACUAUCGUUAAUGGGCGCAUGCCGUUUGGCGUCCAUCGAGCGCAACAGAGUCGACGCGACUCGGAAGACUCGGAUCGCAUGUGAUGUAUGGACGUGAUUUAGAUAAAAUCUGGAGAAAUCGACGAGCGGCAGAGAUAGCUAACGAGUUGUUGUUUGGUCAAUCUCUUGUUGUCAGAAGAUAGCGCACUGCUUUAAGCGACACCGAACGCUUGUAGACAUACCACUUUUACCUCAUAUACAGACGUAACUACACUCGAUGGAUUCGUUACCGCGUUUCCAUCGGUGGGGUUCGAGUGUUGGUCUGAGUGAAAAGAGCCGCCACAAGUGGAGUUCGGCCAGCAACAUCAGUCGGCAGUCCAAUGCAGGAAGCGCGUACCAUUUGGAAUUGGAACAGCUGAUUGACACAUUUCGGCGUUCAGUGUUGCUGGCCACAGACUCGCCUAUGUCGCCGCCCUCACCACGACCGCCUAGUAAUGGUCUCCUUCACCAUGGCUCUUUGCAUUUUGGCAUCCCUCAUCACCCCCCACGUGGUGGAAACCACAAUAUAGGCCAAUUUCACAGAACACCGACUCUAAUGACAGCCAAUACGACGAGCAGCCUGAAUAGUGCACUCGACCCCCUCCACGAUGCCUUCCACAGUGCCCUUAACUCUCCCGUAGAUCACCAUCUUAGCCCCUUAGCGCCCCCCGAUUUGGAGGGCCGGAUCGGAAAUCUUACCCAUCAUACAGCUUCACAUUACGCGUCUGUCCAAACGAGAGGUCAUCUCGGACAACACCAGCAUCGCCCAGAACGCCUCCAGUCGUUGGUUAAUCAACAACAAAUCCAGCAAAUCACCGAACAAGAUGCCGCAAUACAACAAAACCACGAGAACGGCCUCCAUGCUAGAGAAUCACUCAUCUUUAGCAAGGAACCGUCGUCUAACGAGUUCACAAUGGCUCUCUGCAGCGACAAUGAUGACGUGACGGAAGGACCCUUAAACAUACAGGACGUGUUUCACACACUACAGCAACGACACGUUCUAAUUACGGGUGGUCAAACGUGCGAAGGUCAUCCUGUCCUUCAUCUGCCUGAUACAGGGACAUUCUGUCAGAUCCCUGAUGACCACCUUCGCCGUCUGCUGCGAUAUUUAGCUGGAGUUCCUCUACCGCACGAGCAGAAUGCCGGAUUUGUUAUCGUUGUCGACAGAAGAAGAGACAAAUGGAGUUCUGUCAAAACCGUCUUACUCAAAAUAUCUGGUUUCUUCCCUGGAAUUAUUCAGAUCGUGUUUGUGCUCAAGCCAACGGGCUUUCUACAGAAAGCUCUAUCCGAGGUGUCCCAUAAACUGUUUAGGGAUGAAUUUAAUUUCCAGGUGGUGCUUCUGGGCUCGACGUCCGAGCUCCACUCAUACAUCCAUCCGUGCCAGCUCACUCAGGACGUCGGCGGACAUUUACCUUACGACCAUCGCCUGUGGUGCGAUCAGCGCGCCGCUGUAGAGAAGUACUCAAUGUUCCUGGCAGAACUCACCGCCUCGAUCCGGGAAGUGUCACGUCAGUUCCAGGAGACAGAACUUCCAAACGAUGCCGACACAACGUAUAAUUUACUCCAGGAUCAGGGCGGGGAGUACCAAUGCCUGAAGGAUUCUUUACUAUCGGCGGCGCAACGAGGCAAGGAUCUUCUAGCAAAAGUAAGAGUUCAGCCUCCCGAGGUGAUUCCGUACAAUGCGUUGGACAUCGAAGACGCCCGCCAGCGACAACAGCGCCAGCGUAGGCUCAAUGGUAACGAGAACAUAGUUCGUCAAAUGAUGGCCGAAAUCGCCCAACAUGAAAGGGACCUUGACUCAUUUUGGCUCCUGCACAAGGAACGAUUAAAUCAGUGCCUCCAGCUGCGGCGAUUUGAAACGCAAUUCAAAGAGGUACACAUGAACAUGGCUGCCAAUAUCCGCGACGUCCGCGAUAUGGUCGAGCUUGGGGAUUGCGUCACGAGGGUUGACACACUACUUUCGGAGCUUGAACACUUCCAUAAGAUAGCCGAGGACGACCUGGAAAAGGCAGACCACCUUCAGCGGAUCGGUUCUCGACUGUUGGAAGGCGGCCAUUACGCAAUGGACUCGAUCGAGCCGAAAUGCGUCGAGCUGAAGCGGUUAUGCCUCGAGUUUAAAGACAGCUAUCAACGUCGAAGAGAAAAACUUGUCAGAUACAGAAACCUUCAGGAAAGAAUCGAAAGAGCCAAUAGAUGGUGUACCGAGGGAAUCGAGUUACUGGCUGGUCUCCACAUUGACAAGUGCAGUUCGCCCGAUUUCGCAAAAAAAGCACUUGAAGAUCUAAAUCGCUAUCUGGAAACAGUGAAAGAGUUUCAAAUGGGUGAAGAUGACGAGUACUUCGAAGAUUUUAUCAACAACGAAACUCGGCCACUCUUGCAACAGGUACUGAAGCGCAUAGAUGACGUUCGAAUGAUGUGCAUCAAUAGGCAAGCCUCUUUUCGAAAGCUUGCGGCUAGUCGGCCCGCCCCGAAGUCUACUGCCGCCGAAACGCCAGCAUAUUCUGGUAGUGACAUCGCAAGCAACACAGCAACUAAGGACAGCAGCAGCAAGGACGUAAAGAAGGAUUCGGAACAAGGCAGUCCAACGUCGUCAACACGUUCAUCUCUCAAAAGCAAGAUUGAGGUGCAGCUGCCGCUGGAAAUUUCAUGCGCCUCACUCACCUCACCGACCGAGAAGCUUAAAGAUGAUAAACGGGGUCACGUCAUGCAAGAGCUAAUUGAAACGGAGAAGAGUUAUGUAGCAGAGCUGAAUUCAGUCGUCGAGGGCUACCAGAAACAAAUGUCAAAUUCUGAACUCAAGCCGCUAAUUCCUCCACCGCUUGUGAAUCGUGCAGAUGUGCUUUUUGGCAACAUGGCAGACAUACUUGCCUUCCACCGUGAUGUGUUCCUCGGCGACCUUCAAGGGUGCCAGACAACACCUGAGCAGGUGGGACAAUGUUUCGUACAGCGAAGCGAGGAAUUUCAUCAAUUGUAUAGUGUCUAUUGCAUGAAUAAGCCCCGCUCCGAAGCGCUUAGAGCGCAAUGCGCCAAUGACGAUGCCUUCUUCAAGGAGUGCCAACGAAGACUUCAGCACAAGUUACCCCUUGAUGCGUAUCUGUUGAAACCGGUACAGCGUAUAACUAAAUACCAGUUAUUGCUCAAGGAUCUACUUAAAUACGCGACACUACGAGUUGCUCAUGGAGACGACGCUUCACUACGAGAUUCGGAGUCUAACCCUGCAGCUUCAAUCCCCGUGUUGCCGGGUCUUCAGCACGCGUCCGCGAGUACACAACAGCUGCAACAAGCCGUAGACACGAUGCUCGACGUGCUUCGACACGUGAACGACUCUAUGCAUCAAGUUUCUAUCACAGGCUUUCAUGGCUCCUUGUCUGAUUAUGGGAAGUUGUUAUUACAAGGGCCAUUCAAUGUCUGGAUGGAAGAAAAAAAGAGAGAACGGUCAGUGAAAGAUUUGAGAUUUAAACCUUCGCGAAGGUACAUUUUUCUCUACGAGCAGUUGGUUCUUUUCACCAAGAGGCAAGGACGAGAUGAGAACCUAUCCUAUGCAUUUAAAAACGCUCUCAAGACAUCUCAGAUAGGUCUAACUGAGAACUUGAAAGGACGUGGUGAUAAGCGCAAAUUCGAGGUAUGGCUACACGGUCGGUCGCAGGUGUUUACUAUCCAGGCACCAACAGCGGAGGUUAAGGAACAAUGGCUACGAGCUCUCAAAGGCGUCCUGUUGCAUCAAUUCGAGCUACUCAAAGACGAAAAUUCACGAAAAUACAUUGAAUUAUCUUCGUACAUUUCUACCCGACCAAUAAUACAACACCAUCGACCGAUGCGACACAACACGAUCGGUGGGCCUAAUUCAACAAGUGGAGUUCCAGGUCACCUGGCCUUCUCCGCUCUUGGCGGCUGGGAGCGGCAUCAUUCGCUACAGAGCACUCCCAUCUCAACGCCGACGGCUUCACUUGGUCUCGGUGAGCAUUAUUCUUCUAAUUCGUCACUGUCCGCCUUGCCGAAUUUCACAUUCAACCUACAAUCGUCAGCCGACUGUCGAGCGAUACCCGGCUGUGAGGGGCCCCAGCAGAAAAGUCCGCUGGGCCGACGCGCGACUCUGCCAGCUCUACGGCGAAGGGCCGAUUCGGACGUUGAGGACGGCUGGUCAACUGAUGAUCUCCGCUCCGACGAGGAUGAUGAUGAGGAGCUGUUUGUACCACCCUCGCAGGUGGGGCAUUUAUACUUAGCCCUUGGCGAUUACUCAGCAGUUGACGUUGGUGAAGCGUCGCUAUGCGAAGGACAGACCGUACAGGUUAUGCGAGUGGGAUGUGCCGGAUGGUGGUACGUGCGGGGCGUGGACCAGACCUUAGAAGGCUGGGUACCAGCCUCAUAUUUAGGGGCAGUUGCUACAACGGGGGGCGCGAACACAGCCAUUGGAGCGACAAACUGCAGAGUCCCGAUAAACACUCGCUCAUCACCUUCGAUAAGUAGCCAAGAUUCGGGUUGUGGUGUGGGCCCGUCGGGGCCGGGUCUUCGGCACACUUAUAGUAGAAACAGUGUUGCAAGUAACCUGAGCACUACUUCAUUGGACCCGUAACUUACCUUCUCGUAUACGGAAUUGUCGGGGGACGCAGCCGCAGCGCGCAUCGGCCAACUAAUGACCACAAGCAAAAAUGCAACUUUUCAACAAACGACGAUGAUUAAAUAAUGUCAUCUUCUGCUGUUGCUACUACAGCCAUCGUCUCCGUCGCCGCCAGUGAGAAAAGAAGAAAGCAGACAGCUAUGGGGACGAACGAACGACAAGAUACACCAAACAAGAUUCUAGAUCAACCUUAGCGGAAGGCAGUGUCGCAUCGUGGUUCUAAUAGAUAGCCAGUGGAAGUGAGCCCGCUAACUAGCAAACAGGCCAAAAUUCAACAAAGGAUCCGCUUCUAGCUAGCAGAGUAAAGAAAACAUCUCACAACCGAUAUCUCACACCACUCCCAUCAUACUGCAGAAUCACUGGUAUCACACCACAGAUAGAUAAUUCUAUCACGAUGCAAACUGUGACACCACAUCCAGUUAUCAGUCCGCUUUUGCAGCCAUCCACACAGAUGCUGUAGAAGUUUUCCAUAAAGAAGUCCUUCAAUCCAAAUUGGCUUUUGUCCUCGGGGUGAGUUAGGUAAUUAUUGCUGACGUCGCCACUACUAUUAUUUUAUAUAAUAACAGGCUGCCAGUUCUCAUAAGUUAGCUUGUCUACAAAGAAACUAGCUGAUGUUUACGCUCGAUGAGGAUUCAGGCCACCCCCAUGACAGCCGACCCAUUAAGUACUGUAGAGUCUUUUAUAUAUAUAUAUACAAUUUGAUGUAGAAACUGGCCUACCUCGACAGAUGUGCGCCAAAACAUGUUACUUUUAUGUUUACGUGGGUACAGUACAACGUGAUUCGUUGUGUUCUUCCGCUAACAGAAUGUGUGUGACCGCUUAUUUUUGCCGGCCACCUGCACAGACCUGUCGCACUGUUGUAACUUAGAUGAACAUCGAACCGUUUAGCUUUAGCUAAGCACGUACGUUGACUACAUCAAACUCUUACUGUCCCCAACCUCAGUCGUAGGCAGUGCCGUCAACAUCGCUGAUUCAAUCCCCAUUUUUUCAGCAAACUGAAGAGGUACUGAAGGCCCUUCUUAUCAAUGUGCGAAAAAAAUCCAUUACACUAUCCAUGCCGACAACACGCUCACGCUAAAUUCACCGACCACACAGUGAAGUUCAAAAACAAAAAAACGGAAAAAAAGCGAAAGAGGCGCCAUGUUCCUUUGCUCAAACGUUUUACUGGCGUUGGCGAUGUAGCGCCAGCGCUUCAUGAGCGCUCACAAGUGCCAUCGAUCGACAGCUUCAAUACAACUCUAUCAGUAGUACCAUUGAUAUCACAAUACUCAAACUAAUUAUUCAUAAUAGAAUGCAUAAAGUACAGGCGGCAGUUCACGAGUCCGAGAGUUCCCAUAGCAAAUAAAUUCAAGAGAUACAUAUAGUAGCGUCCUCCGUGUUAAAGACCAAUAUAUAUGUAUAUACAUCUAUAUAAAGACACCACUGCACCACUCAUCAUGAUGAACUCGCAUCUCCCAUUGUUGGCGCCGCCACCUCUUCGCAUCGUUUAACGUUUUACCGAUAGACAUCGUUAAUAUGAUGCACGCUAUUAAGGCGCUCAAUGUGUCUAGCUACGGAAAUCGAUGCUAGUUCGAUGGCAACCAAGACUGCCGGCGUAAUAGUGUAUGACCCCGCUAUAGAACAAUUCUUAUCAAUGAGAAUUACUACAGAUUAUUAUGUGGUUCACCAUUCGUUCACGGGUUAAUAUAGCCUGAUAUACUGGUGACAGGCAGGCCGGGGGUAGGCGAUGACUGGGCUACAUUCCGAGACCGGGUUAUGAAGUUCUGCUGCGGCAACUGGGCAUCCCAUGCCCAUCCUCCACUGAUAAAGCAAGGUGAUCACGACCUGCCCAAUGCGCGAAGUUGCUUCGAUACCGGAGUAAUGUUGAUAGCCGCUGUCAUUUUCAUUAUGAAGUGCGGCCGCCGAUGGCGCUCAUGUGCCAUUGGGUCUUUGUCCCUUCUUCCCUAGACCAUUUUCUAGUACCUUCUCAUACAAUUUCUCUGACUGUCCUUAUAAAGAAGAAAUUAUUUACUUGCAUAGUUCUGUUUUACGUAUUAUCGAUAACGAAGACGCUCGUUUUUGCCCAACGUUUCGAUAGUCACCAGCUGGAGUAAGUGACAGAUAAUAACGUGUAUUGGUAAAAUUUUUUGGUUCAUGUGAAGACUUUCUUUUUUCCGCAAAUCCAUUACGCUAGAAAUACGCCAGUAGCAAUUAUCUUCACGUAUACUUCGCAGAGUCAUCGUCUACAACCAUAUAAGCACAUAGCGCGAGAAACUUCUUUUCUACACAUAAGUUCUCUGAUGGUGAGAUAUAGAUAAAGCUGAAUUAAAAAAAAAACAUACGGAUACUUCGUCCUUAUUACUACCAUACAGUAACUACAUACAAGUUUAUUGGGCUUGAUAGACGAUGCGUAAGAUUGAAACAACAACAAUCUAAGAACAGGAACUUGUAGCAGAAGUGAACCAGUGGCCGGAAGUCACCGGCCAUAUCGGAGGGAAGAGGCAUGCCUAUUCGACAUUGAGAGAGAGAGAGAGACGGUAAAAUGGACGGCCAGAAACAUAUUUCCAAUGGCGUUUGAUGCCCCAAGGAGCAUUUGGCAUUUUACCACGCACCUACAGGCCAUAAAGGGCGGCCUCAAUUCUUAUCAAUGUGUCCAAUUCAUUGCAAAUGCCACCUCUAUUUUUAUGAUUUUUGACUACUCGUCAAUCGUAUCUUAGGAGCGACACAGCCCCGUAGCAUCGUUGCUGCUGGCUUUAGCACCAUGCGAAAAUGUUAUAAUACUUGACAAAUAGAAUAAGUCAAGCGAAUUUGUCUAACUAAUACGCAGAGUAAUUCCUUUUUACUCGGGCGUGAGCCAAUUUCCAACACAUUCAUUAUACACUAGACCUAUAAAAACCUAACCAAUCUAUAUUCUACGAAUGCGAAGUUCUAGAAGACGCAGGCCACAAUGCCUCCUUUCGAGACACAAACCAGCCGACCUAUUAUCCAGACCUGUCCAAAACAGUAAUGAAUUGUACUAAUGAUAAACACAGAUCGACGUCAGACGUCUAUCGUUCCGUAUAACUGCUACUAUCGCAAUGCAAUUGUAAUUGUGACUAUGUCUAUAUAUAGUCACUUCUACAAACAGAUCUCAGCGCACCCUUUACAACCUUCACUCACUCUGUUUUACUAAUAAUGAAUCGAAACGUGAGAUAUCCAUCCAUUCCAUUUUUAUCUAGGCUUCAGCAUAACACAAUACUCGAGUAUGUUACAGGUCUGAUCGUGCAACAUGAACUUACCUGGUGUGGCGUGCUGAAACCCCGUAUGUACGACGGCACUAUUACACCGAGCUUCUCUAGUGAAUUUUCAUGUAAUAUUUAUAUUAUAGUAAGAUAUUUAUAUCUUGUUAGCUUUUUUUACCAUUCCAGCUUCGACAACAUCAGAAUAGAAUAAAUCAUAGAGAAACGAAAUUGAAAUUGACUGUAUCCAGGCUCGUUUCCGCUUGCCUGACUGACAACGAUAUAAAUCUUAUCACGUAUGGGAUAUUUCUACCCUGAAAGCGAUGUUGUCUACGGCUGACUGUGACUAUUAUUGUACAAUAAAGGACCAGAAAUAAUUACCUCCACCUUAAACUAUAUAACUCAAUAGCACUUACAACAAUAUAAAUAGGAUAUAUUUAGCUAACAUGCUCUGAAUUUACCGUGGUAACACGACUUAUUAAUAACAACGCCAAGGAUAGCAAUAAACAUUAGGCCUGUUAUCCAGUGAGUGAUAAAUGAUCUAUUUACUCCGCAGUGCAGAAGGUGCAAAUCAGUGGGGGCAAAACAGGGUGAAAUGUGGUAAUUCGUCCUAGCGAUCAGUCGAAUAGAGAUCUUCCUAAUGGAAAGUGUACGGACGUUGUCAGAAGCAGGGCGACUUACAAAAUCGUGUACGCCCUUAGGUAGCAGUGAUUGUGAUGUAAAAAUACGACAAAAAUUAGGUUUUUCCCUUUUAGCGUAAAAUUUCCGGAGGGCAAUUGAUGUUUCCCGUCGCUCGAUUGUAAUUUAGAAUAUUGUCUAAAACCUUAUACUAUAAUAGAGUAAAUGAAAAAGCAGACCGAACUGCAUGAAUUUUGGUCACUGAGUAGAGUAUUCGUAAUGAGUGAGCACUGCCUAUCGAGGUCCUUCUCUCAGGCGUUCGCGAUGCUUUACCUAUUACGAAACGACUCACCGGCACGUACUGUUUGCCUAAGAACGAUAUACCUUAUUCUAUACAUGAGAGCAUAUAUUCCACGCGCUUCAUGCGGAUGGUUGUGAGCGUGUCAAAAAUUUACGCUGCUUCCGGCAGUGUAUCCGCCAUUGUUUAAUAGCCGUCAUCGAAAUAAUAAUGCAAAUAGAUAAAUCUAUAAUGGUUAAUUACGACUGAAGCAACGUGUAUCCUUAAGGAGAAAAAUUCAUACUCACUGAGAUCGAUUCUAUUGGAUGUCGUAGGAAAUGCCACACCUAACAAAAAAGCCAUUUAAAUGAAGGUCUUGGGAGAUUCAGCUGAAUUAAACGACUGCUGAUUGAGCGACUGAUUCACUGGGUAAUCGAGAACGAAACAUAGAGUAUCUGCGUGUUUUUGUGCGUGUCUGUCUAUGUACUAUAAUAUGUGCAUGCUCCCUGUAUACUUGUAUUGGACGUCCGUCGUUCACGUGUGCUUUACGUGUCGUUCGUCAGUUAUGAGCUGCGUCAGCAUAUAGAUAUAUUCGUGUCGUCGUCAAGAACAGUUCAACCGAACCGCCGAAGUGUUACCUAUUUACAAUAUAAGAGACAACACCGAAUGCAAUAGUACUACCAAUUCUUACCGAUGCAAGCGUCCGCUGCGUUGCUGCAAAGUAGAAGUUGACAGCAUCGAAACAAUAAGUUACCAAUUACCGUUUGGUUUUAUAUGCCAACGAUAGUUUGCGAAGAUGGAUGGCAAUUUUUGUAGACAAACAAGUGAAACGGGACCGACAUCAAAGGCAAAAAACCACCCCUAAUAAUAUCAAGGUAUACCAUGGCGUAAAAGGAUUAUACGCCUAACGGAUUUCGUAUCAACUUAUCUAUUGCAUUGUUACAGCUGCCUAUCGCCGGCUGCACGUUGACGCACGACCAUGAUCAGGUUAUCUUGCGGAUGAGUAAGGCUUUCCUAUACUAUGAAUUGGACUACCGACUAUCAUAGACAUAGAGUAAACGAAGGUAUAUUGGAUUACGGUAUUUUUUUUUUGUCAAACUAUGUACACAAGGAUUCAUGACGUGUCGCUCACAGUAGCGACAAUGGUAAAUCGUCGCUCGUUCGAAUUAAAGAAAAUGAUUAAGCGUCACCAAAUCAUGAUCCAUGCAAUCGAGACGCGGUCAAAAUGCAAAAGUGGUGAAUAUACAUGCAAUACUAAUAAUAAUUCCUAUAUAUAUAUAUAUAUAUAUAUGGUUAAGAGAUGGUCAUGUGAUGAGGACAAAAGGCCUUUGUCUAAAGCGUGACGUUUGAGAGCAACAAACGCUAGAUGAAAUGAACGAAUUCCGCCGAAUGAGGCACGAAAAGAAGAGAGGGCCGAGAGCAGAAGAGAAUGUGGUAUCACAUAAGGCGAUAGUCACGAGGAAAUCGUUAUGUUAACAUUGUUGACGAGGAUCUACGAGCGACGGACGACAUUAUUAGAGGGACGCCGAUGAUGCUGAUGAUACUAUGUAUUAAAAAACACACAAACUGUAUGUUAAUUACACCGACGACAUCAAUGAAGAAGAAGAAAAUUCUGUG